Nestor notabilis (Kea) is the source of this 828-nucleotide messenger RNA. Its product is annotated as prestin-like. NCBI's taxonomy places the organism in Eukaryota, Metazoa, Chordata, Aves, Psittaciformes, Psittacidae. Gene Ontology annotation, molecular function: chloride transmembrane transporter activity; secondary active sulfate transmembrane transporter activity; bicarbonate transmembrane transporter activity. The transcript is spliced from 6 exons. The coding region runs from base 1 to 828 and encodes 275 amino acids. Gene Ontology annotation, cellular component: membrane. Gene Ontology annotation, biological process: transmembrane transport. The record is from RefSeq and is a predicted model, not a curated record.
AUGGAACAUGCUCAAGUAGAUGAAGUAUGUCUUGAGCAAACCCAGAAGUAUUGUGUAGAGAGACCAAUAUAUAACCAAGAGCUCUUGGAAGGACGGCUGCACAGACGAGAAAGAACACCUCGGACUUUAAGGCAGAAGAUUGCACAUUCUUGUCGUUGUUCUUCUAAGAAAGCCAAGUCUCAUCUUUACAGUUUCUUACCAAUUUUACAAUGGCUUCCCCAUUACCGAGUAAGGGAACACUUAUUAGGAGACAUUAUCUCAGGUAUAAGCACUGGGGUUAUGCAGCUUCCUCAAGGUUUAGCCUAUGCUAUGCUGGCAGCUGUUCCUCCAGUAUUUGGCCUAUAUUCUUCAUUUUAUCCUGUCUUUCUAUAUACCUUUUUUGGAACCUCCAAGCACAUAUCUAUAGGCACCUUUGCUGUGAUUAGUAUGAUGGUUGGCGGCGUUGCUGUGAGAGAAGUGCCUGAUGAAAUGGUUUCUAUAGGCUAUAAUUCUACUAAUGUUACAGAUACCCCUGAAUAUUACAAUGACAGGGACACCAAGAGAGUGCAGGUAGCUGUGACUCUCGCCUUCCUUACAGGAAUCAUCCAGUUGUAUUUAGGUCUCAUUCGAUUUGGAUUUGUAGCCAUCUAUCUAACAGAGCCUCUAGUACGAGGAUUUACUACUGCUGCUGCAGUUCAUGUCUUCACUUCCCAAUUAAAGUAUUUCUUUGGCAUUAAGACUAAACGAUACAGUGGACCCCUCUCAGUUGUCUUUAAGUGCAUAGCAAUAUAUGAGCAUCUUAAAGUGCUGCUUGGGUGCAACUUGAUAGAUCAGCAUGGUCUAAGAUGA